CUGCAUUCCAGCCUGGGCAAUAUAGCAAAACUUUUUCUCUAAAGAAAGGGAAAGCAGCACAGUUCUACUGUAAAACCUUUACCAACAUGAUUAUUUUCCUUUUAAGUGUGCAGAUUUUUAGGCUACAAUUCUGUGGCAUUUUUGGCUAUUAACCCUAAACUAUAUCCCAUAAAGGAUUUCAUGUAGCAAAGCAUCUAAAAAAAUGGCUGUCUUUCUAAAAUGGAGUGAGAGUUUUGAAAUGAAAUAUAUGCCACACAAAAUAAUGACAUUUCAUUAUUAGGACUCAAAAUAUUCUCGAGUUCUGGUUGGUUGUAGUUGAAUGCAUUCUCAAGACUGGCGGGGCCUUUGCCCACAGUGCGGAACCAUAGCUAGUGACCCCUGUUUGGGGUCUCAUCUGUCCUUGUUCUGUCCUGUGGCUAAACCUGUUGCUGAGCAGAAAUAGUUUACACAAGACUGUUCAGUUCAGAUCAGUAGGUCCAGCUCUCUGAGCCAUGAGAAAUUGUUGUAUAAAGAGCUUGUGGGAGAGAAUAGCAAUGCAGGUUGAAAAGAAGUGCCAGUCUGUUGAGACUUUAAGGGAGGUGUACGAACUGAUUUUGUUACUAUUGUCUGGGAAGUGCCUUGUUUUGUUUUUAAAGCUGGUCACUCAUUUGCAUCAAGUAUUUGAAAAGUACGUUGUAAAUUAUUUGCUCUUUCCCCUUUGAGGAAGUGCUCAAAUAUUACACACACACACACACACACACACACACACACAUACGCAUGCACUCACACACAUGCACACAUAAAAAGAGGAAACAGUUGGAUAGGCUCUCAGAAAUCAUGUGAUUGAUGACUAAGUUAAAUCUUUUCUACUUACUGAAAAGGAAGAGUCUGAUGAUUAGUUAUUGAACCUCCUUGCAUUUUUAAAGUUUUGGAGAUAUUGAAUUAUGUUCCUGUUUAUGUUUUUUCCUACCCUGUUUUCUUCCAUAUUUACCGAACCUGGAAAGCAACAUUGGGUCUGCAACUCCUCCGACGCAAGUAUUUCAUACACCUACUGUGAUCACAUGGACUACCCUAUUUCAAUUAAUGUUAACCCCUGUAUAGCAUUGAAGGGAACCAAAGGACUUUUGCAUAUUUACUACAUUCCAAGGAGAGACUUAAACAAAUUAUAUUUCAAUAUCUAUAUAUCUGUCAACUCCAUGGAGAUUCCAAAGCGCAAAGAAGUUAUUUGCCGAGGAUCUGAUGACAUUUAUUCUUUUUGCAGAGCUCUGAAAGGAGAGACAGUGAAUACAACAGUAUCAUUCUCCUUCACUGGAAUACGAUUUUCUAAGGGAAAAUACCGAGUUGUUAUUGAAGCUAUUACUGGGAGUACUGAAGAAAUGCUCUUUUGCUUGAAUUUUACCCUCAUAUACCGCCCUCGUUUAAAUUAGAAUAAAUUGAGCAUUU
Molecule: messenger RNA, 1422 nt
Organism: Lemur catta (Ring-tailed lemur)
Lineage: Eukaryota; Metazoa; Chordata; Mammalia; Primates; Lemuridae
Gene: LY96
Product: lymphocyte antigen 96
Exons: 5
Coding region: 924-1406 (160 amino acids)
Biological process (GO): positive regulation of lipopolysaccharide-mediated signaling pathway; detection of lipopolysaccharide; cellular response to lipopolysaccharide
Cellular component (GO): lipopolysaccharide receptor complex
Molecular function (GO): Toll-like receptor 4 binding; lipopolysaccharide binding; lipopolysaccharide immune receptor activity
Source: RefSeq, a predicted model, not a curated record